Messenger RNA from Sitophilus oryzae (rice weevil), 816 nucleotides. RefSeq names its product integumentary mucin C.1-like. The transcript has 7 exons. Lineage: Eukaryota; Metazoa; Arthropoda; Insecta; Coleoptera; Curculionidae. The record is from RefSeq and is a predicted model, not a curated record. The coding region runs from base 86 to 787 and encodes 233 amino acids.
CUCAAAAACUGACUAAUAAAACCUUUUUGUUUAAAGAUUACAAAAUCACGCGACUUGACUCGAGUUAGUUCAGUGUGUGAGCAAAAUGGCCGAAAAACACUGCUUGAAGCAUUUUCUGAUCACCUUUAUGAUAUGUCUCCCUAUAAUUUUUGGAGGCGUUGAAGCCAACUGCCCUUCGAAAGGUAUAGUUUGUACCAGCGAUACUACCUACAAAACAUGCUGGUGGGUACUGUUCAUACCAUUCUAUGGUGACGAGGUGACUUGUUCAGAUUAUACAGUGUGUGACGAAACCGAAGGAACAGACAAUUGUGUCUCGUCUACUACUACGACUGAGAGUACUUCUAGUACGAGUACUACUGCUAGUACAACUACUACUGCCUCAACAACCACUACAGCCACAACUACCACAACUCCAACCACCACAACUGUAACUACAACUACACAAGACCCAUAUAGCUGUGGUUCAAAAGCUAUACAUUGUUAUGAUGAUACAACUUACGUAACUUGUAUAAACUGGUUUGGAAGUAUCCAGUUUAUCGGAAACAACAGGACUUGCAGCGAUGGCACAGUGUGCGAUGAAGAUGAAGGAUCUGACAACUGUGUAACUGAAACUACAACUACGAGUACAACAACUACAACUACAUCAACUACAACUGCUUCUACAACUACCUCUACAACCACUGAGAGUACUACCACAGAAGCAACGACUAGUACUACAGUAGAGACUACAACUGCAGCAUCAGAAGAAAGAGCAUGGUGGUGCUAUAUUUUAUUCUUUAUAUGUUAGAAAAUGUAAAUCAAUAAAAUAAUAUACGU